This is a messenger RNA of Ilex paraguariensis (yerba mate), 315 nucleotides long. The record is from the annotation of a GenBank genome assembly. Lineage: Eukaryota; Viridiplantae; Streptophyta; Magnoliopsida; Aquifoliales; Aquifoliaceae.
AUGUCUCUGAUUGAAUUGUUCACAAUGGCGAAUUAUUUGGGUUAUAAUGAUGCUGAUAAGACUAUUAAGUUUCAUUAUAAAAUGAAUGAGAGUGGUGGUGACAGUGUUCUGAGAUUGUUGAUAGGUUCAAGUGGUGGUGGUUUGGAGGAUAAUAUUCAAGAAGAAAGUGAGGAUGAUGAUUAUUAUGAGGUUCAAUCUGGUGGAUCUUCUAGUCAUGAUGAUGAGUAUAAUGAAAGUAAUUAUGCUUUAAUUGAUGAUGAUUUGUUAUACGAAACAAAUGUUGAACAUGGAGUAGAGUGGGGUUGGUGCCAAUAA